Messenger RNA from Adineta ricciae, 636 nucleotides. Lineage: Eukaryota; Metazoa; Rotifera; Eurotatoria; Adinetida; Adinetidae. The record is from the annotation of a GenBank genome assembly.
AUGCACUAUAGUAAUGACUUCACAACAGCUGGACUCAAUCAUCUGGCUACUGCAUUACAUGAUAACAAGACGUUGACUUUUCUACGACUCGCAAGUAAUAGUCUUGAAGAUGUAGAUGCACAGCAUCUAAGUAAUGUCUUACGCCAGAACAAAGUGCUUACGAUCCUCAAACUGCAAGAUAAUCGAAUUGGAGAUGCGGGAGCAAAAUAUCUUGCUAAUGCGUUAGAAAAUAACACAGUACAUAAUGACAGGGUCUGGCCGAAGCAUUACACAAAAACCAUCACUGCACUAUAUCUGGAAAGUAAUAAUAUCACAUUCGCAGAUGAUGGAGUCCAACAUUUGACUGAAGCCCUACAAAAUAACACAACAUUGACGGUGCUAGAUCUUGCAAACGCUGAUAUUCGAGUUAAGGGAGCACAAUACCUCGCUGAUCUAUUGAUAAGUGAUAACACGAAGCUCAGUAGGUUAUACCUGAAAAAUAACUCUGUGGAAGAUGUUGGAUCACAACACUUGGGCAAUGCUCUACGAAAGAAUCAAACGCUUAACACAUUUUUGAUCGGGUCGAAUCCUUUUGGUCACUACGAAGCACGCCGGCUAGCCGAUGCUCUAGCUUUCCAUACUGUUUUCUCUACAUAG